GCAUUAAGUUUUUGAUGAUGAACAUUGAUCUCCAAUUAAUUGCAAUAAACAAUUUUGCACUUAAGGGCCUUUUGUUAUAGUGGAAAGUAUUUACUUUUCAUGGCAAGUAUUUUGCUUUGUACCAAUUUACUCUAGUUUCCAACAUAACAACCAUAUAUUGAGCUUAGAUUUUAAAGUUGUCGGAGUGUUUUUCAGUUUUUAUUACAUUCCAUUUAAAGUGAAUGACAAUGGGAGGGUGGGGAAUUGAAGUGGGUUCCCAUGGAAAAUGGUAUAGUUCUUGCCAAAUCUUAAAAUUUAAUCAUUUAAAAUCGAGCCACUAAUAUUUCCACCAGAAGCACAUCAUUUGAAGAUCUGGAAGUGACACACGUAAUGGCAUAAUAAGCUUGUUUGAGCUUCUGUGGGGUCCUUGAUUACUUCAGGGGAAAUAAGGAUUCGCCAAUCAUGCAUGUAUGAAGACAUUGCUUCCGAAGGUGUUCUUUCCAAGAAUCAGGCUCAAAUCUAAUUACCUUGUACAGCUUGUUUAGCUGUUUAUCUCCAAAGAUGCCUCACUUCAAAAGUAUUCAGAUUGCUUUUAUGAGUGUAAUGAAUUCUGUGAUUUGACUAGAUAUCAGGAGGCGGAGGAAGCGUACUUUAGGUUAUCACAAAAAGCGCAGGAAACUAUUGCCUUUUACCCCAACAGAAGAUCCCGAGCAACGACUUGUUCAAAUGGGAACUCUUGGUACUGCACUAACAGCCCUUCACAUGGAAUUUAGUAAUGAGCUUACGUAUGCUCCUAGCAUGGCCCUUAGACAUGCAAAUCAGGCAAAGCUUGAGAAUGAUGGAAUGCAGGUUCUCUCUAAAGAAGAUACAGAAACCUUGGAACAGUGUAGAUCUAUGUGUAAAAGUGGGCUAUGGCCUCCGCUAAUAGUAAAAUUUGAUUCACGCGAAGGGUAUACGGUAGAAGCAAAUGCAGCUAUCAAGGACAUGACAUUAAUUGCAGAGUACACGGGAGAUGUGGAUUACAUUAGAAACCGGCAAAAUGAUGAUUGCGACAGCAUGAUGACUCUCCUUCUAGCAGCGGACCCCUCUAAAAGUCUCGUCAUCUGCCCUGACAAACGCGGGAAUAUAGCGCGCUUUAUCAAUGGCAUAAACAACCACACUUCGGUUGGUAGGAAGAAGCAGAAUGUGAAGUGUGUGAGAUACGAUGUAAAGGGUGAAUGCCGAGUCCUUUUGGUUGCCAUUCGCGAUAUUGGCAAGGGGGAGAGGCUUUACUACGACUACAAGGGCUAUGAGCACGAAUACCCUACUCAUCACUUCCUUUAGACUCUCCCCUUCAUUUCUUUAUUUAUACAUUUAUGUUCAUUCUCUCUUGCUCUCUAACUUAUUGGUUUAGUAUGGGAUGACGAUGUUGAUGGCCGAGGAUAUGAUGUAGCAGAGUUGUGAAGAGGGAAGGCAGAACAGUUUUGGAGAGUAAAGCUUAGGAGGGAAA
Molecule: messenger RNA, 1468 nt
Organism: Cuscuta campestris
Lineage: Eukaryota; Viridiplantae; Streptophyta; Magnoliopsida; Solanales; Convolvulaceae
Source: the annotation of a GenBank genome assembly